AUGGCGCCGGCAACGAUGACGAACUCUUCGUUUCCAGCGCCAACCACCAUGACGGAUGGCUGGACCGACUUCUUCAACACAGUAGGCACGGCGGCGGGGCCGCUCCUUACCCUCUUCGGUGAGCAGGCCACGAAGCAGUUUCUUUCCAUGUCUAUGGGAUGGGCUGACAACAUUUUGCUUGCCAUGGGCCCGAUUGGAAUCAUUACCAUCGCUGUUAGUGCUAUUCGCAUUGGCGGUCUUCGGUUACUCAAGGCGGUUAUUGGACGAUCUCGAGACAGUCGAGCGAGCGCAGAACAGGAGUUUCUGUCAUCAACUUCCGAAGAAGUCUGCGAACUCUGGAGUGGUAGAGAAGUUGUCCGCUUAAUCGAUAAGCCAAACCACAUAAAGUAUCUCGUAGUAGGAGGAGGUAGCCUUCCAGCUGUGGAGCGUGUUCAGUUUCUAGACGCCCACAAAGCAUAUCAACAGGGACUACUUAUUAUCCAGCCAAAGCCACCACAAUAUAUGAGCGAAGAAAUGCUUAAAAAGAUCCUCUUACAAACCCGAACAUCGCUCUAA
This is a messenger RNA of Endocarpon pusillum Z07020, 555 nucleotides long. RefSeq lists its product as uncharacterized. The transcript is spliced from 2 exons. Bases 1 to 555 code for a protein of 184 amino acids. NCBI's taxonomy places the organism in Eukaryota, Fungi, Ascomycota, Eurotiomycetes, Verrucariales, Verrucariaceae. The record is from RefSeq and is a predicted model, not a curated record.